AAAGCGAUACCACAACAGUUAUUUUUUUUAACACGAACCAGCUUGGUUGUAGCGUGCUGGCUGGAUUUUCCGCUGAAUCAGAAAUAAAAACUAUUCAAGGCAUAUAACAUACCGAUAUUGGAAUUUUUUCAUUGGGCAAGUCGACUGCGAGCUGCACCAGGAUUCUCUAUAUCGAGUAGAAAUGGAUUAUCUGAAAUCAAAAUGGGCGAUAUGGUUCAAAUCCUUAGACGCCAACCAUGACAAUAAACUUACCACCGAAGACAUGGAGAUUUCGGCCAAAAAGUUCGAAGAAAUCCAGAAAAUGCUCGGCGACAAAGUGAAAGACAAUGGCGGAUUUGACAACACAAAAUGGUGGAAUACGUACAUCUUUCGCAAAGGUCCCGGUGUAACUUUAACACUCGAAGAAUUCCAGGACGCCCUAGGAGAAUCAUUUCAAAAAGACAAAGGGGCAUUCUAUCAAGAAAUGGUGAGGUGUUUUGACGACAUCGCCUCCUUUGUAGCAGAAAACAAAGAUCGGCCUAUCGAAGAGCAGGAAUUCGCCUUCGGGUUUAAAGUUUUUGGUCAAGAGGAUUCGGUCCAAGUCGGCAAGGCUUUCCAGCUGUUCAAGGCUAAAAAGGGUCAACCAACUGUACAACAUAUAGUGGACGCCUGGGCCCAAUUCAUUGCAGAAGACGACGCAAGCAAACAUGACAUGGUUAACGAGGCCUUUGGAAACUAGACGGUUAUUGUCAUUUUACUGCAGACUGUGUAGUUAUGUCUGUGACUGAGACUCCGCCUGUAGCCCUAUCUUCAGUGUCAUGUAAUUAUUAUUCGAGGUUGUAACUACAGUAAAAAAUUUUUAUUCAGUGUUGUAUCUAAUGUGUCCAAAUAUAUUUUUGUUAAAUUUAUUAUUGUAAUUUUUAUACUUCGUUUAUAUUUGUAAUUAAAUUAAAUCAUGUAUGAAAAAUA
Messenger RNA from Saccostrea cuccullata (small rock oyster), 948 nucleotides. RefSeq names its product sarcoplasmic calcium-binding protein-like. The record is from RefSeq and is a predicted model, not a curated record. NCBI's taxonomy places the organism in Eukaryota, Metazoa, Mollusca, Bivalvia, Ostreida, Ostreidae. Bases 182 to 718 code for a protein of 178 amino acids. The transcript is spliced from 2 exons.